Molecule: messenger RNA, 1245 nt
Organism: Cladocopium goreaui
Lineage: Eukaryota; Dinophyceae; Suessiales; Symbiodiniaceae
Source: the annotation of a GenBank genome assembly
GAACGAAGUUCACGAAUUACCUGGCCCAUACCCGGAGCCUCCCCGAGCGCGCCAUGUCGCUACCCUUUGGAGCUACCCUGUUCACCCCCAUCGAGUCGGGUCUGGGCGGCAUGAUGAUCGGUGCCGCCGCAGCCAUGGCCUAUUUGAUCGACGGCCGCAUCACCGGCAUCAGCGGUAUCAUGGGCCCCUUCUUGCGCGGAGUCGCCAAGUGCGAACCGCUGAAGGAGGGUCAGCUGUGGAAGAUGCUCUUCCUCGUUGGCCUGGUGGGGGGCGGGAUGAUCUCGUUGGGCCUCAACUGGGAAUUCUCCUUCCCACCGGCGCCACCCAUGAGCUUCAUGCGCUAUUUGCUCGCAGGAAUUUCCGUGGGCAUCGGCACUCGCGUGGGCAAAGGCUGCACCAGUGGCCAUGGCAUCUGCGGCCUGCCGCGCUUCUCCCUGAGAAGCUGGAUCUCAGUGCCGACCUUCAUGGGAGUGGCAGCGGGCACCAUCGCCAUCACCCGACAUGCCUUGAAGUCGGAUGGCACAGGGUAUAGCCCCAGGCUGGCAGAGUUGCAGUGGCCCCCACAGUGGCAGUUUCCCCUGGGUGCCUUCCUGGGGUCGUUGUGCCUCAUCGUGCUUUGCGUGCUGUUGCCCGACAAGUUCAAGAUGUUCAUGUCGCCCUUGUCCUCCGGUCUGAUCUUCGCCUUGGGUCUGGGUGCCUCUGGCAUGACGAACCCCAUGAAGGUGAUGAACUUCUUGGACUUUGGAGGUUAUUGGGAUCCAUCCUUGGGCUUUGUGAUGGGCUGUGGCAUCUUCAUCAGCGGUCCAGCCUUCAUUCUCGCCGAGCAGAUGGGGAAGGUGACUGCACCCCUGGUUGAGGGCUGCAAAUUCGAGAGCCCACCGAAGAAGGGGAACUAUCUGCCACUGGUGAUUGGGGCCAGCUUCUUCGGCUUGGGCUGGGGUCUCAUUGGCUUGUGCCCCGGCCCUGCGCUGGCCUCCAUCAUCCCGAAACUGAUCACGGGCAGCUGGGGGUCGCCAUGGACUCCUGAUUUCUGUUUGGCAAUGGCUGCUGUGGUGAUUUGCGUCUCGUGGAUUGCCACGGACCGAGCCAUUCAGUUUGUCAGCGUCCAGACGCAGCCGCCUUCGGCUGAAAGCGCUGAAGAACCCAAGGGCCAAACAGUGUGAGGGGCGGAAGUGCUGCCCUUCGGUGCCAGCGAAUAUAUGGGCAUGGGAAAUAUGGGUCACACCGGGAGCCUAUUGGCUAUGG